AUGGGAAGGAAAAGAGUUACUUAUUCUGCAGGUGAUAAUUUGGAAUUAUACCAAACUCCAGAAGAAAUUGUGCAAGAAAGCGAAAAAAAAAAAGAAGAAGAGGAACUUCGAAGAUUUAUGCAACAUAAUAUGAAGAGUCCUCAUGGAUCAAACUCUUCUCUAGGAACUCAAAACCCUACGACACUAAGAGAUGAUAAUUAUUCACAUGCAUCACCAUCCACCCAAUCCUCUAUGAACUCACCGCAUCACCAUCAUCAUAAUCAUCAUCAUUCUCAUCACCAAAUGCCUACCCAAAAUCAUAAAAUACCUAAUGAUCUAUCACAUAAUGUCAAAAACACAAAAUCUCAAUCUCCACCACCAGUAACGUUCCCACAACAACGAUCUCGAGUACCGCCACCUCCAAUAGGUAUACCACCGUCUAUUCCAUCAGCUUCGAGAAAACCUGUGGCCUCUGUAGCAUCAACUCCAGCUAUUCAUAAUAAUACCAACUCCAGACAUCAGGAAAUGUCUUCAAUAGGUCAGAAUCGGGAUGCAAAAAGCACUAAAGACGCUAAGGACACUAAUUUUGCCGUACAAUUAUUUAUAACUCAUGAUACUCGUAAAAGAGGCCAACUAACUGCAGACGAUUUACAAAAUAUAUUACAAAAUGAUGACAGCAGCCAAUUCUGCCAGUCAACUACUGAAGCACUCGUGGACUUGUUCGGUGUUUCUAGAUUUGGUGUCGUCAUCCAAGAAGAAUUUGUUUCGUUGUAUAAGAAAGUUAAGUAUUGGCGAAAAAUAUAUGUAGAUAAUGAUAUUAAUGGAUCACAUACUAUCACAAUGGGUGAGUUUCACAAUUCUCUAUUGGAAAUGGGCUAUGUGUUACCCUCUGAGGUUAGUGAAAAACUGUUUGAUCGUUAUGCUCGAUUUGUUAACCAUGAGAGUGAUUUAAGAGCUAUGAAAUUUGAUCGCUUUGUAGAAAGCUUAUUGUGGUUAACACGACUCACAAAGGUAUUUAGAAAGUAUGAUGCCAAUCAAGAAGGCAUUGCUACGAUUCAUUAUAAGGAUUUCAUUGACUGUACACUUUUAUUAGGAAGAUUCUUGCCUCGUUAG
Henningerozyma blattae CBS 6284 is the source of this 1092-nucleotide messenger RNA. It is a transcript of the gene PEF1, whose product is annotated as Pef1p. The transcript has a single exon. The record is from RefSeq and is a predicted model, not a curated record. NCBI's taxonomy places the organism in Eukaryota, Fungi, Ascomycota, Saccharomycetes, Saccharomycetales, Saccharomycetaceae. The coding region runs from base 1 to 1092 and encodes 363 amino acids.